Hydra vulgaris (swiftwater hydra) is the source of this 2791-nucleotide messenger RNA. Its product is annotated as ribonucleoside-diphosphate reductase large subunit. Gene Ontology annotation, molecular function: ribonucleoside-diphosphate reductase activity, thioredoxin disulfide as acceptor; ATP binding. Gene Ontology annotation, cellular component: ribonucleoside-diphosphate reductase complex. NCBI's taxonomy places the organism in Eukaryota, Metazoa, Cnidaria, Hydrozoa, Anthoathecata, Hydridae. Gene Ontology annotation, biological process: deoxyribonucleotide biosynthetic process; DNA replication. The record is from RefSeq and is a predicted model, not a curated record.
CCAGGCUUUUUAAAACAAUUAACGUUUUUUAGAAACGUUUAAAAAGCAAUUGGCGCCAAAUUAACUUGGCUACUUUUUGAUUCUCCAGUUCACUGUGCUUCUUACCCAAUUGCUAAAAUAACAUUAUCUUGUAAGUGAAUUUAGACCUCAAAUUGAGGACUGUUUUUGUCAUGGGUGAUCAAAAUCACGAUCAAAAUGAAGACUUUGAACUAGAUGCAAAUAUGUUUGUAAUCAAAAGAGGUGGUCGACAGGAAGAGUGUCAUUUUGACAAAAUAACUUCAAGAAUAAAAAAAUUGUGCUUUGGUCUGGACAUGAAAUACAUAUCCCCAUAUGCAAUCACGUGGAAAGUUAUUCGUGGCAUGUACCCAGGAAUUACCACUGUAGAGCUAGACACUCUUGCCGCAGAAGUAGCUGCUUCAAUGACUACUAAACAUCCAGAUUAUGCUUUACUUGCAGCAAGAAUUGCUAUUUCUAACUUACAUAAAGAAACAAAGAAAAAAUUUAGUGAUACUAUUGCUGAUUUAUAUAACUAUAUUAGUCCUGAGAUUAAUAUGAAUUGUCCAAUGGUUUCUGAGGAAGUCUAUCAAAUAGUUCAAAAGAACAAAGAGAGGCUAGAUGGAGCAAUUAUAUCUAGUCGUGAUUUUGAAUAUCAUUAUUUUGGCUUUAAGACUCUUGAAAGAUCUUAUUUGCUAAAAAUUAAUGGUAAAACUGCUGAGAGGCCUCAACACAUGUUGAUGAGAGUAUCUGUUGGUAUACAUGGUGAAGAUCUUGAUGCUGCUAUAGAAACAUAUAAUUUAAUGUCAGAAAAAUGGUUUACUCAUGCCUCUCCUACAUUAUUCAAUUCUGGCACCCCCAGACCUCAGAUGUCAAGCUGUUUUUUAUUAGCUAUGCAGAGUGAUAGUAUUGAAGGAAUUUUUGAUACUGUUAAACAAUGCGCAAUUAUUUCAAAAUGGGCUGGUGGCAUUGGUCUUCAUAUUCACUGUAUACGAUCUUCUGGGAGUUAUAUAGCUGGGACAAAUGGUCAUUCGAAUGGAAUAAUUCCCAUGUUAAGAGUAUUUAAUAAUACUGCAAGAUAUGUUGAUCAGGGAGGUAACAAGCGACCAGGCUCAAUUGCCAUCUACUUAGAGCCUUGGCAUGCUGAUAUUAUAGACUUUUUAGACUUAAAAAAAAAUACUGGUAAAGAGGAGCAGAGAGCUCGUGAUUUGUUUUUUGGUCUUUGGGUUCCCGACCUAUUUAUGAGAAGAGUAGAAGAGAAAGGUAUGUGGUCAUUAAUGUGUCCUCAUGAAUGUCCUGGUUUAGCUGACUGUUAUGGGGAAGAAUUCGAAGAGUUGUAUCAGAAAUAUGAAAGCGAAGGGCGAUAUAGAAAACAAAUUCCAGCUCAAAAGUUGUGGUUUGCGAUUUUAGAAUCCCAGACAGAGACUGGAACCCCUUACAUGCUUUAUAAAGAUAGUUGCAAUAGAAAAAGUAAUCAAAAAAAUCUUGGAACCCUUAAAUGCAGUAAUUUAUGCACAGAAAUUUUAGAAUACACUUCUUCUGAUGAGAUUGCUGUUUGUAAUCUUGCUUCUAUAUCUGUAAACAGUUUCGUGACAGUUAAUUCGGAAACUGUUACACUUCCAUCUGGUGAAACAAAACUUGUUAAGACUGGAGUUUAUGAUUUUAAGAAAUUAAAGUAUGUCACCAAAGUGAUAACAAGAAAUCUAAAUAAGGUUAUAGAUCGAAACUUUUACCCAGUUCCUGAGGCUCGAAAUUCAAACAUGAGGCAUAGACCUAUAGGUAUUGGUGUUCAGGGUCUAGCUGAUGCGUUCAUUUUGAUGCGAUUUCCAUUUGAAUCUGAUGAAGCUAGUCUACUUAAUAAACAGAUUUUUGAAACAAUUUAUUAUGGUGCAUUAGAAGCAUCUUGUGAAUUAGCUGAAAAAGAUGGGACUUAUGAGAGUUACCAAGGGUCACCUAUUAGUAAAGGAAUACUUCAAUAUGAUAUGUGGAAUGUGACACCAACAAAUUUGUGGAACUGGGCAGAACUAAAAGCAAAAAUUGCUCUCCAUGGUGUUCGAAACAGUUUAUUAGUUGCUCCUAUGCCAACAGCCUCUACAGCUCAAAUUCUUGGCAACAAUGAAUCAAUUGAACCAUACACUAACAAUAUUUAUUCUAGAAGAGUGCUUUCUGGAGAAUUUCAAGUUGUUAAUAAACAUUUAAUGAAAGAUCUUACUGAUCUUAACUUAUGGGACGAUAACAUGAAGAACACUCUGAUUGCUCACAACGGCUCUGUACAGAAUAUUGAUGAAAUUCCGGCUGAUAUCAAGGUUUUGUACAAAACAGCGUGGGAAAUAAAGCAAAAAUCAUUAAUAAAUAUGGCUGCAGAUAGAGGAGCUUUCAUUGAUCAAAGUCAAUCGUUUAAUGUAUUUUUAGGCGAACCCAGCUUUUCUACUUUAACUGCUAUACAUUUUUAUGGUUGGAAAAAGGGGCUAAAAACGGGUAUGUAUUACUUGCGUACAAAACCCGCUGCUAAUGCUAUUCAAUUCACUGUCGACCAAAACAAGUUAAAGCAAAGCAAUAAUUUAAAACAGACUGAUGAUGAUUUAAAAAGCUUGAUUUGUUCAUUAGAAAAUAAAGACCAAUGCAUGUCAUGUUCUGGUUAAUAUCCUGAAUUAUUUAUAUAAAAAAACGAUACGCGUGUCGUCAAAAUUAUGCAAAAUACAAUCGAUCUUUAUUUAUUUAACAGUUAUUUAUUAAUGAUGUCUAAGUUUUGUAAAAUUUAUUGUCUAUAUUUGAUAUGUACAUAUAAAUUAUCAUA